CGUCAUCAACGCGCGCAUCGACUCGCCGUUCAUGAAUCUCUCACCUAUAACAUUACUCGGCACACGCUUUAGGGAUUCGACCCGAGAAGCACAUCACUAAUUAAAAGUGACCAUUUCUUUUCCGCUCAACACAUCUUCCGGCGGUUGGACGUGACUGGAGUUCUCGAGGGCAGUCGUCGCCUUUUCCGUCAACUGACGCUUUUGUUGGCCGCGAGACGAGGCGUGGAUGAGCAUUCGUACUGCACACACGCACGCCAGGCAACGCAAUGAGUUGCGACGUGAUGAAACUGAAACUGAACGAACUGAAGGGCGAGCUCCAGCGUCGCGGCUUGAACGCCAGAGGCCUAAAAGCGGAGCUGAUGCAGCGGCUUCAGACGGCCCUGGAGAAGGAACCCCUCACGGACUCGCAAGCCGAGGCCUUUGCUGCAAGCGACAGCACUGCACUGCUACAAGACAACGAAUGCAGGGAUUCGGGCAGCUACUCCAAGGAAGCGGAGGCAGAGUCAAAGCCGCCGUCUGAGUCCGGCCGCAGCGUGCUAGAUUUUGGUGCAGACGGCGUCCUUCCCACAACUGCUGCUGUGGCCAAGGUGGUUGUUAAACUUGAACCGAAUGAGGAAGAAGACGUCAGCAUCAGAGGAGAGCGCGACACUUCAGUUUCGUGGCCUGCAGGCGAAACUAGUCGGGCAGGAGGCAACAGGUGAGACAUGAGUGGGAGAACGACACUCAACACUGACACGCUGAAGUGAGGCUGUGGGCUUCGGAGGACGACCACGGCGAGGAACCUGGGCCGGCAACAGCACAUCGCCCGCAACCAAAUGAGCUGGUUUGAGCCUAUCUAAUGAAACACACUCCCUUCGCUCACCCAUAUCAAGCACAAAACUCUUAUCAUCGUGCUCGAGCACCCUAAUAAAAAUAAUAAUGCGCUGUAAGCAUCUGCAACUUAGCAUAGCAUCGAUUAUACUUGCUUGUCGUAUAUAACAGUCAGUGACAAGCAACCGGCAAACGCUGUCUUAAUCAAUAUAGAUGAUCACGAGACUGGCUGCUAGUCGGAGAUGGCAUGCUAUCUGGGCACAUCCGCGACCGCUCUUCUGGUGGGACACAAUUGUGCCAGAGUUCACUGCUCAACAGUUGAUGCAAAACUUCCACAUGUCCAGGGAGUCAUUCCUCUACAUUUGCGAUCUUCACGAUAGCCCCGCCCCCUGAGGUCGUUGGUGCCGGAGUCUGGCUCAGCAAAUGAUUGAGCUGGCCCUCAAGCACCAGAGCUGGAACGAGAGCCAAUUUCCAUGGUGGACAAAGAAAAAACUGGUACUCACCCGGGUACCGGCUCCGAACUAGCACAAGCGCGGUGGAAAAGGGCCGUGUGAUAACCGGAAG
Molecule: messenger RNA, 1374 nt
Organism: Hippocampus comes (tiger tail seahorse)
Lineage: Eukaryota; Metazoa; Chordata; Actinopteri; Syngnathiformes; Syngnathidae
Product: heterogeneous nuclear ribonucleoprotein U-like protein 1
Exons: 4
Coding region: 267-701 (144 amino acids)
Biological process (GO): poly(A)+ mRNA export from nucleus
Cellular component (GO): nucleus
Source: RefSeq, a predicted model, not a curated record